Molecule: messenger RNA, 975 nt
Organism: Metarhizium brunneum ARSEF 3297
Lineage: Eukaryota; Fungi; Ascomycota; Sordariomycetes; Hypocreales; Clavicipitaceae
Source: RefSeq, a predicted model, not a curated record
AUGGUUUCGUCGCGACGCUAUGCCCUCGUCGCACUCGUCGUAUCGCGCAAGCAUCCUCUGGCCAGCGCCAGAUCCAUGCUCCAACCGACCACGGAGCCACAACCACCAGAAACAUAUCAAGCCGGACCUAGCCCGACGAUCGCUGCUGUCCCUCAUGACCAUCUAGCAAUAUUCGGACGCGCGACGACUUCGGCAGCAGAGCUUCACACGUGCGGAUAUCUAUAUGGCGACGCCAACCAGGCAUUUACUUGCGGAGGCUCCUAUUUCUGCGCUACCUAUUCGCAAUACAAGGCUUUCGGCUGCUGUACAACGACAAGUCCAUGCAAAUUCCCGACAACUUGUCUCCCCCUAGAAUCUUCGGCAGCAGCAAGCGGCGCCGACUUGAGUUAUACCCUAUACUGCUCCAACACAGCAAGCCCCUUUUGUGCAAUCGUUCAAUACGCAGACUCGUCGUUCCUCGGAUACACCUUUCAGAGGUGUGCGACUGCCGCGACAACUUUUCCCAUCUACUAUCAUGCUACUGAGACAGCCAGCAGUGGCACGACAACUAAUGGCUACACUCUAACCACCAGCAGCACCACGUCGACCAGUACAACGACGACGACGACGCCGCCGCCGCCGCCACCACCACCGCCAAACUCAUCGUCAACGCCAGUGGGCGCCAUUGUAGGAGGCGUCAUCGGAGGAGUCGCUGGCUUGGCGAUUCUCGGCUCAGCCUUCAUGCUCCUUCGUCGGCGGCGAAAGAAGCGGGCUUUCAGUCCUACCCAGCAGCCGUUUGUCUCGGAGUAUUCAUACGCCAGUGGUUAUCCAGUCUCCAGCGUAACAGAGAGCGUCGCUUCCACGCCGUUUCAAGCGCCGGGGCCGGCUUACUCUCCUAGCAGUGUUGGCCACGCCCACGAUGGGCAGCACUGGUCUCAGGUUCACGAGAUGCCCACUGGGCCGCCUGAGAGGGAGGCACACGAGUUGGCCACAUGA